AUGGCCGUUCGAGACAUCGAAGCCGGUCAAAUGCUCUCAAGGCCUAGUAUGGGAUGUCUGGAAAAUUGCGAUGACUUUGAGCAUACCAAUUUCAUUGAAACUUUCAAGAACUAUGGAGAAGUGCAACAAUUUCCUCAUGCAUGGAAAUUCGGAAUGGACGUUGCACCCAUUUAUCAUGGUAGGCAUGAAGAAAAAACCAAGAUAGUGUGGAUCAAGCCUCCACGAUACGAACGACAGGCAACUCUGAUGGUAGCUCUGGAAAUUCAGAGGCUGGAAUACAAGUUCGAAGUCAUACCCUCGCGGGAGACAGUGGGCGAAAGAGAAUGGGUCCAAAUCGACAGAUAUUGUCAAUCCGUAGUGGAGGUGUUGGAAGACAUGAUUGAAGAAAGCAAGGCAUUCGACUUAAUUGGCGAUGAAUAUGACGAGGACGAGGACGAGUACGAGCAAGACAGUGAAGACGAAAAUAGCGAUGAUGAAGAAGGUAGCGAUGAUGAAGAGCACGAGGAUGAACCUGUCGCAAAUGAAUCGAAUGAAACAGGAAAAGAGAAUGAAGUGCUUGUAAAUACCGAGGACAGUACAGAAGCUCACGUGGCAUCGGAUUUUCUAGAGGGGAGAAACAGCUCCUCAAACGGUCAUCCAUGGAUGGUUGAUGGAUGUGACCUUUCUGAAGACUGUAGUAUUGACAAUAAGGGGAUGUGGGAAAACCUACUUUUACAACGCCUACCGAAACGAAACAUAAUGGGUUCUGAUGCGCAGCGCCUAUAUGGCAAUUGUAGGACCAGAAGCAUCCUCAAUCGAGUUGGACAGCUCUGGAAUCGAAGUCCCGUCUUUGCGACUGCCGAAAUUCCCAAGGGGACACUAAUUUGGACCUCCAAAUAUACAGCAACAUUCACGGAUGGAGUGCAAUUUCGAAAGGUUUUAUCGAUACUGCCAGACGACAUGGUUUGCGAUCUAAUCAUUUGGUGCUAUGCCUCUGAGGGUGAGAAUGAUAGUGAAGGCAUCCAGUCAGAAGAUGGCACAAGUAUUCCAGUUCAAGAUUUCUUUGAAUGUGACCUUGACGACGCAUCCUUCUUCAACUCCUAUGAUCAUCGAUCCGAAUACAAUGUUGGCUCACAAAAAGGAAAGGUUGCAGCUAGUCCCGAUGAUGACAAGGCAUAUGCCAUGAGAGACAUUCUUGCGGGAGAGGAACUCGUUUCCGCAUAUGAUGAAUUCGACACUAUGAAUUACGAUGCUUUCGGGCUACUGUAG
Molecule: messenger RNA, 1248 nt
Organism: Cylindrotheca closterium
Lineage: Eukaryota; Bacillariophyta; Bacillariophyceae; Bacillariales; Bacillariaceae
Source: the annotation of a GenBank genome assembly